Molecule: messenger RNA, 1750 nt
Organism: Lacerta agilis (Sand lizard)
Lineage: Eukaryota; Metazoa; Chordata; Lepidosauria; Squamata; Lacertidae
Gene: TSPAN5
Product: tetraspanin 5
Exons: 8
Coding region: 87-893 (268 amino acids)
Biological process (GO): regulation of vascular endothelial growth factor signaling pathway; protein maturation; protein localization to plasma membrane
Cellular component (GO): membrane
Source: RefSeq, a predicted model, not a curated record
AUACCUUUUAUUCUCUCUCUCUCUCCCGCCCUCCUCUCUACCCCAAACCGGGCUGCAAGCGCGAAGUGUCUUCAUGAACCCCAAGGAUGUCCGGGAAGCAUUAUAAGGGCCCUGAAGUCAGUUGUUGCAUCAAAUAUUUCAUAUUCGGCUUCAAUGUCAUUUUCUGGUUUCUGGGCAUAGCAUUUCUUGGAAUUGGACUUUGGGCAUGGAAUGAAAAAGGAGUGCUGUCCAACAUCUCCUCCAUCACGGACUUGGGAGGUUUCGAUCCAGUUUGGCUCUUCCUUGUGGUAGGAGGAGUGAUGUUCAUUUUGGGGUUUGCAGGAUGCAUUGGAGCUCUGCGAGAGAACACCUUCCUUCUCAAGUUUUUUUCAGUAUUCCUAGGAAUCAUUUUCUUCCUGGAACUUACGGCUGGUGUUCUGGCAUUUGUCUUCAAAGACUGGAUCAAGGACCAGCUGUACUUCUUUAUCAACAACAACAUCCGAGCAUACAGAGAUGACAUUGAUUUGCAAAACCUCAUAGAUUUUACUCAAGAAUAUUGGCAGUGCUGCGGAGCCUUUGGAGCAGAUGACUGGAACCUCAACAUUUAUUUCAACUGCACAGACACCAACGCUAGCCGAGAGCGCUGCGGGGUGCCCUUUUCCUGCUGCACUAAGGAUCCUGCUGAAGAUGUCAUCAAUACUCAGUGCGGCUACGAUGCGAGGCAAAAACCAGAAGUUGACCAGCAGAUUGUUAUCUACACGAAAGGUUGCGUCCCCCAGUUUGAGAAAUGGCUGCAAGAGAACCUCACUAUAGUGGCUGGCAUAUUCAUUGGGAUUGCGUUACUGCAGAUAUUUGGGAUCUGCUUGGCUCAGAACCUGGUUAGCGAUAUAGAAGCUGUCAGAGCCAGCUGGUAAACUUGCCGACACAAGCGGCACGAGACACCGGCCAACCUCACCUCUCGGAAAGCUCCAGUGUGUCGCGUGGGCGCCGUCAUAUGGAAGUGGGUGACAGUGAAGUCUCGAGUUCUCAAAUGGCCGGAAGUGCCUCAGACCGUUGUUUAUUCCAGAGGGAACAGCACCAGCCACCCGUUCACCGACGAAAGCUUCCGAAAGCCCCAACCCGAACUUGUGUUGAGCUGUGACUCUCUGCCGCGCCCUUGACUUGAGUCUCUGGUGGAUGCUCUUUUCUUCCUUUUUUGUGGUAAAUGGCCUGUGUCAGUGAGACCUCAAUCGCCGCCUAGUUUACUGGGCCGUCUCUUCAUUCUCCGUGUCACAAGCCUGUCUUGCUGCUGCCAAACGUGAGGCAAUUUCUCUCAUCAGUGCACACCAAAAGGAGCGGCGUGCCUUUUCAGCAGACGGGAGGCCUGGUGCUCCCUUCUGGAAGAGAACCUGUCAAAUAGAAAGCCACUUUCCCAGUCCUUGGCUCCUUCGCUUACUGGCAGGAAAUGAGGCUCCCUGUGGAAGCUCUGAUUAAGAUCUGCUCUGUAAUGCCCUCUGUUGGGGACCAACAGUGUGUAAUUAUUUUCCAGUCUCUUUGCAACCUUGUCCCACAAGGGAGAGCGGGGUGGGAUUUAAUGUCUUAAUCAACAGGUUUAAGGGGGGAUGUGCAGCUCUUGUCCUCCUUCACCACUGAGUUGGCAACAUGUAAGAGAGUUGGAGGAUGAAGUCUCGAACCAGCUUUUUAACUAAGAGAAUGGGAGGUGUGGUAAACAUAAAGGGGGGUGGAAUACCCUACUGCGUACCAAAUUUCAUGAGUAAAAUGGUGGAAUUUG